AUGAGUAAGUCUCUGGGUAUUCCGGUGAAGCUGCUGCACGAGGCGCAAGGCCACGUUGUUACUAUCGAGUUGAAAAACGGGGAGUUAUAUCGAGGCACGCUGACGGACUGCGAGGAUAACUGGAACUGCCAAAUGGAUAACAUCACAUUCACAGCCAAGGACGGCAAGGUAUUGCAAUUGGAGCACGUUUUUAUAAGGGGGAGCUUCGUUCGCUUCGUCAUCAUCCCAGACAUGCUGCGGAAUGCCCCCAUGUUCAAACGGCUGGAAGCCAAGCUCAAGGGCAAGGGGUCGUCCAAUCUUGGAGUGGGCAGGGGCAGAGCCGUGGCAAUGCGAGCUAAGGCUAGGUCUGCAGCAAGGGGAGCACUGGGAGCAGCACCAGAUGGGGGUGCUCCCAUGGGUGGCAUGAUGGGCCGAGCGAGCCCACUUCGAGUGGAGCAGCAAGAAAUGGAGACAGAUUUGGUGCCUGUGUCACAGCUCUCGGGCCACAGUGGGGAGCACCAACAAGAUCUUUUUGUUCCUCCUGGGGAGCUGCAGAUAGGGGAAACGGAUCAGAGAGGGCAGCAGCUGCGUGAGCUGGGCGCUCAGGCGCAGGGGCCCGUGGACGAUCAACUGCCACGAGGCAAGGGCAGGAGGCGACGCGGAGGCCAGGGCAAGCAGCGGUCGGGCAAUCAGCAGGAUCAGCAGGCAGAGGGCGAGUUGGGGCGGCCGCUUACGAGCCAACGUCCGGGAGGCCAGCUGGUGCGACGGCGGCCACUGUCAGGGGAACAGGGAGUGACUGCAGCACCUGAGGGCGUGCAGCAGGCAGGGGGACAGCAGGGAGUGACUGCAGCACCCCAGGGCGUGCAGCAGGCAGGGGGACGACAGGGAGUGACUGCAGCACCUGAGGGCGUGCAGCAGGCAGGGGGACAGCAGGGAGUGAUUGCAGCACCUCAAGGCGUGCAGCAGGCAGCGGGACAGCAGGGAGUGACUGCAGCACCCCAGGGCAUGCAGCAAACAGCGGGACAGCAGGGAGUGACUGCAGCACCUGAGGGCGUGCAGCAGGCAGGGGGACAGUAG
Molecule: messenger RNA, 1056 nt
Organism: Closterium sp. Naga37s-1
Lineage: Eukaryota; Viridiplantae; Streptophyta; Zygnematophyceae; Desmidiales; Closteriaceae
Source: the annotation of a GenBank genome assembly